AUGGUCAUCGAUUCUGGAAGAGACUCAGUCUCCUAUAAUGUCACAGCUCCUGCGGAAGAAAAGCCCAAGACACGGCAGAUGCCCGUCACCUUGCUUUCAGGCUUCCUGGGAAGUGGCAAGACAACACUCCUCAAACACAUCCUCAAGUCCCCUGACCAUGGGUUACGGAUUGCCGUCAUCGUCAACGAUAUGAGCCAGCUGAACAUCGACGCUACCCUCAUCCAAAACCACAAAGUCUCCCAGACCACCGAGAAGCUCAUCCGACUUCAAAACGGGUGCAUUUGCUGCACUCUGCGGGGAGACUUGCUGUCUGAACUUGCAGCUCUGACCAAACGAAACGAGGUUGACUAUGUCGUCAUUGAAUCAACUGGCAUAAGCGAGCCUAUGCAAGUGGCCGAGACUUUUACGGCUGAGUUUAGCUCAGCCAUGCUGGAAGCUGAAGACCAGAUUGCGAACGAUGACGCCGACGCCAAGAAGAUCCUGAACGAAAUUGUGGAUCUAGGUGGUUUGCACACAAUGGCUCGGUUAGACACUACUGUCACUGUCAUUGAUGCCUUCAACUUGCUUUCCAGCUUCGAUACAGCAGAGUUCCUCUCUGAUCGCUAUGGGAGGGAAGAGAUCAUCCCCGAGGAUGAGCGCACAAUAUCUGAUCUCAUGGUGGAUCAGAUUGAGUUCGCCGAUGUGUUGAUUCUCAAUAAGAUCGAGACAGUUGAUCAAGCAACACGCGAUAAGGUCUUGCAAUUGUUGAAGCUGCUGAACCCAGCCGCAAAGAUUCUCGAGUCAAAUUACUCUCAAAUAGAUGUCCGGGAGAUCAUCAACACAAACAAGUUUGAUUUUGUCCGUGCUGCUUCUGGUCCUGGGUGGCUGCGGAGCCUGCACGAAAUGACCCUACAGACAACAGGCAACGGUGAACGAAUGGCACCGAAACCAGAAACCUUGGAGUAUGGUAUCAACAACUUCGUUUACACUGCCCGUCGACCCUUCCAUCCGCGCCUCCUCUUCGCGCUUCUUCAUGACAAGUUCAUUAUCCUCCAGAACAAUGAAGCUGAAGAAGAAGAAGGCGACGAGGAAGAGGAGGAGGAGGAGGAGGAGGAGGAGGAGGAGGAGGAGGAGGAGGAGGAGGAUGCAAUGGAGGCAGAANNNNUUCUCCGCUCCAAGGGCUUCUUCUGGCUCACGACCAGGCCCUGGCAAUUUGGAGAAUGGAGCCAAGCAGGUAGUAUGAUGACUUUUGGAUGCGGUGGACCUUGGUUUGCUGAAGUCCCCGAUGAGAACUGGCCAGAAGACAAGGAUGUGCGAGAAUCCAUCCAGAAUGAUUUCAAAGGUCCCUGGGGUGAUCGUCGCCAGGAAAUAGUGUUUAUCGGGGAAGGUAUUGACAGUGUCAAGAUCAGUGCUUUGCUGGAUGAGUGCCUCUUAGAUGAUAAGGAUAUGAAGAAGUGGGAGAAAGUGAUGAACAACAAGAAAAUGAACAGAGAGGAGAAGACUGAAAAGUUAGCAAAGAUGUGGGAAGAUGGUUGGGAAGAGUGGCCUGCAAUUGAGGCCGAGGAAGAGGAAGAGGAGGGAGAGAUUCAGGAGCAGGGGAAGCAUCGAAUUAGCGAUUAUCUGGGUCAUCAGCAUGGGACUAAACAUGCUCAUGGACACAGCCACAGCCACCGGGUGAUUGCUGUAUGA
Messenger RNA from Penicillium egyptiacum, 1668 nucleotides. NCBI's taxonomy places the organism in Eukaryota, Fungi, Ascomycota, Eurotiomycetes, Eurotiales, Aspergillaceae. The record is from the annotation of a GenBank genome assembly.